ACGUGGAUGAACCUCAGAGCCAGUGAACUAGGACUUUGGCUUCAUGUCCAUGGGGCAUGCCAGCGGGUCACAUUUCCUCUCUGAACCUCCCUCCAAGCCACACUGUACUCAUGAAGGGAAAGGGACAAGGCUUCACAAGAAACAGCACAUGCUUUCCUUUCAUUUCUGGAAGUCCCUGGGUCGACCUACAGAUGCUGCUCCUUCCGUGGCCGAUGGCAUUCAGACUCCUUGCCACCGCCGACGGUGCCAGGCAAACAACUGGACAGAACAGCUCAGCCACGGGAAGCUGGCCACGGUCUCGGCCGGAGCAGCAGCCCCCCGGCCCCAGACCACCUCUGCCACCACUGCCGGGAGCCUUCCCCCCUCCCUCAGGCUUGUCCCAGCCCCGCCAGAGAGGCUGAAGAACUGGGAGGUGGUGGCAGCAGCCGCAGUGGUGCCUGUAGCCUUGAGCCCGGUCCAGGCACGUGGGGCCCUGCUUCGGGCCACUCUGCAGCCCCUCCAGGGCCAGCGAGGGACCAGGGCCAGCCCCAGCGGCGCCGCUCACCACUGUCUCCUCCUGUCACUGCAACUUGGGCAAGGGCUCAAGAUGGAAGCUGCCACUCCUGAGCUGAGUCCACAGGCCAGACUGAGGGAGGUGGGCGACUGGGGGAACAGAGCUCAAGAUAGCCAGGAGCCGAAGCAGCAGCUGCCACUGCUGCCCAGGCCACCGGCCUCCUCCCAGCGAGAAGCGAAGUAUGUGGAGAUGUGUGCUUCUGCCGCAGUCUCAGGGGUGAGUCUCCGCACCAGGAGACUCGCUCUGGAGCACCGCCCGGGCAAGCAGAGGACCCCUAGGAGCCCCAGGGAAGAAGCCCAAGAGGAACGGAGCAGUCAAGAGAGGAAGGCUCCGACCCCCCAGAAGAAUCCUGCUGCCUCGGAACUCUCCAGAUCCCAGCUCUCCCGCACCGAUGAGCACAGCAACCUCUCAUCUUCCUCCUCCUCCUCCCCAGUGGACAAAGCAGAAGAAGGUGGCGUUUCCAAGAUGGAUGAUACCACCACAUCAGCAGGGGCUCUGGCCACCUCGUCUUCGUCUUUAGGCUUUGAGAGUGACAGUGGUGAGAGUGCCCUGAGCUGCCAGCCCAGGGGAGGAGGAGAGGGGCGAAGAGCAGGAGGAGGAGGGGCAGAAAGAGGCGGGGGAGGGGGAGAGGGAGAUGGAACAGAGUGCAGGGACAUUAUUGCCAAGUCUCAGGGCAGCAGGGACCCCCCCAAAAAUGAGGAGGCUCACUAUAUUACCACCCACGAGAUCCAGCUGAGCGAGGUGGAGCAGGACAUGGAUUUUGAUGUGGGACUGGCCUCCCGCUGGGAUUUCGAGGACAACAACGUGAUCUACUCAUUUGUGGACUAUGCUUCCUUUGGUGGCAGCGACGAGACCCCAGGGGAUGUCACCACCCCGACCGAAGAGGACGACGACAACAGCUGCUACCUCAGCACCACUCCAAGCACCCAUGCCACUCAGACUCCGAGCCCCACCAGCAGUGACCCAGCCCGUCCCAGCGCAGACAGCAGUGGUCGCCACACCAGCAGCACGGAGGUGGGCAGCGGCCCCUCUGACAGUGACCCCACUCCCCCACCCACUGGGCCUGGCACUGCCACCCUGAGUGAGCCCUUGCCCGAGCCCCCGGAGGCAGCUUCAGGGGCAGCAGCCGUGGCCGCCAGCAGCUGUGGGAGUACAGCAAGCCAGAUCCUCCUAUCAAUCAAACCGACUUCCCGGGCUAUAAAUGAGCCUAGCAACGUGCGUGCAAAGCAAAACAUUAUUUAUGCUGCCAAGCAUGAAGGCGACAUGAGCCUCCGUGUCUCUACAGCUGCUGAACACAAUUCAAGUUCACUGAAGCAAGACCCGGCUGCAGCCGUGGCUCAGGACCAUGCAAAGAAAUUCAUCGCUGUCCCUGCUCGCCUGCAAACCCGGUGCGGGGCCAUCCGGGCGAAGGAGCUGGUGGACUACUCCAGCGGGGCCUCCAGUGCCGUGAGUGAACUGGACGAUGCGGACAAGGAGGUGCGCAACCUGACCUCCCGGGCCUUCCGGAGCCUUGCCUACCCCUACUUUGAGGCCCUGAACAUCAGCUCCCGGGAGUCCUCCACACUCUCCGAGGUCGGCUUUGGGCGGUGGUCGACGUUCCUGGAUUUAAAAUGUGGGGGUGUCGGAGCCAGGGUGGAGCAGAGCCUCCUGAGGAGUAGUGCGGCCUCCGUGGCUGCAGGUCUGAGGAAGGGCAGUGGGGCCAGGACGACUGCAGACCAGCUCUACAUCCAGUCCAGGAAGUCCCAGACCAAAGCCUUGGAGUUCGUGGUCAGCAAAGUCGAGGGGGAAAUCAAACAUGUGGAGACACCUCUGUGUUUCCAGAAACAGGUCCAGACGGGUUCCCGCGUGGUCACCCUCCUCGAGCCCCUGAAUUUCCGCAGCGAGAGCAAAGCCAGCUCAGCCACUGGGCCCUACAGAACCGCCAAAGGCUCCGGCAAGGGCCCAGGGUCGGUGUACACAGACGAUGGCUCGGAGGCCUCUGAGAGCAACAAGCCCGCCUCCCGCACCGAAGGCCCCCAGAAGAAAUCCAAGUUUGCUUCCAGUCUGCUCAAAAAUGUCAUCUCCAAGAAGAUGCAGCGGGAACACGAGUUCAAAAUGGAGAGGGGAGAAGUCACUGACACGUCCCACCGUAACCCCUCCAGCACCUCCAAGGAGACGGAGGGCCCAGCCCGGGGGGAGAAGCUACGGGAGAGGGGUCUGCAGAGGCAGGGUUCUCGCCACUCAGAGGCCGGUUCUGAGUACACGGUGGUCAGCGUGUCCGACGCAGGGGCUGAGGGCUCGGUGGCCGAGUCUAAAUCGCCAAUUUUCAAAGCCAGUGCUCCUCGGGAGAGCAGUGCUGCCUCGGGUCGAAAUUUCGCAGACGGACGCACUGAGGAAGUCUGUGAAAUCAAAAAGAGUGCAUCCGAGACCGUCAAAGGCAUCUUCCUCCGCAGUCAGAACAGUGCAUUCCGUUCCUGGAAGGAGAAGGAGGCCGAGAAGCGGGAAGAAAAGGCCCCUGUUGGGAAGCUGAAGCUUCCCAAAGGGGGCGACUGGAGGGCUGAUCUUGGAGAGAUCUCUGCCAGCAAGUCCACCAUCAUGUCGCGCCUCUUUGUCCCCAACAUCCAGCAGACCCCCAAGGACAAGCAGCCGGGGAAGCAGGUUACCAAGUACCCUGCCGCCCAAGCCACCUCCACGGCAGUAAUCAGGCCAAAGGCUCCCGAAAUCAAGAUCCGGCUGGGGAGUGUACAACAGCCGAGCUCAGACUUCAACAUUGCCAAACUGCUCACGCCCAAAUUGGCCAGUGGCAGCGCCUCUAACCUUUUCAAGACAGUUGAGGACAACAGCAGGGCGCAGCAGAAGCUCUUCCGGGGAGACAACCUGGAAAAAGUGCCCCAGUUCCAGGUGAGAGACGUCAGAGACAAGUCCAAGGCCCAAGGCCCCCUCCAUCAGGUGAGAGAUGUCAGGAAACUAAUCAAAGGGUCCGGGGACAGCAGUGACAAGGGCAGUGUUACCCCAGAGCAGGGGCUGACCGGGCCCAAACCCAGGCAGCUGGCUGCGGCAGGGGGCGGAUCCAGAUCCCUUUCCCCCAUAGUGAUUACGUGCCAGGCGGUGGUUAACCCGAGGGAAGAGAGCAUGGACCGAGAGCCUAGGGAGAACGUAGGCCCAGGGGGCAGCACCAGGUUCUUGAAUUCGUCCUCGCCAGAAGGGACAGUCUUGGUUCACAGGGCGUCUGGCAGGCUGCCUGUGGCCACCAUUGCCCCCAAUAAGCCUGAGCAGGGCUCCUACCUGCCUGUGCUCAAGAUCGUCUCUAAGGCUUCUGCUCAGAAGACCCCAGAGAAGGCCAAGGAGGAGGAGGUCAAGGAGGAAGGGAAAGCCCCAAAGACUUCUCGGAACGCCCUGGAGAAGCUGACGGCAGCCGUGAGGUCCAUGGAAGAGCUGUACAGCUUCAACAGGAACGAGUGGAAGCGCAAAAGCGACCCCCUGCCCAUGAUGAUGGACAGCCAUGUCCUGUCGCUCAUUGCCAGUGAGGAAAGGGAAGGGGCUGCAGGGGCGGAGGGGGACCCAGACAAGCUGGCCAAACGACUGGGUGAGCUGGAGGAGCGGGGCACCGGAAACAAGGGAGGCGUGGUGCUGCGGGGGGGCCCGGGGGAGCGUCUGCAGCGGAGGAACUCCAACCCAAGUGCUGAGAGCGUGUCUGCCCGGGCAGCCGCCUUUGAGAACAUGGCCAGGGAAAGGCCGCGAUCCCUCUAUAUCCCCCCAGUCCACAAGGAUGUGGAGAGAACCCAACCCCUGCAGCCCCUCCCACCACUCCCCAGCAACCGAAACGUGUUCACGGUGAGUACCAGCAGCACCCAGAAAACUGGGGGUGUCGCUGGCAAGUUUCCCCAAGGGCCUUCUCCAGAGAGUCCUUCGGCGGCAAAGGGCAUCAAAACCCAGGGACUCCGGUCCCUCAAGAUCUCUCCGGCCACUCGGGCACCUCCUGAUGAGGUGACCACUAGGAAAAACAGCAGCAAUUUGGAAAAGAACAAUAGCGACUGUGAGAAUUACUUGUCCAUCCCCCUUAAAGGAAGCUCUUCAGCGGGAGAACUUCCUGGCAGGCCCGGGGCUGGGAGGGAGGGGCCCCCAGCCCCCUCAGCGGCCACUCUCUGCAGCUUGCCCCCUCUGAGCGCCCGAAGCCAGGUCCCCAGCAAUCCCAAAGGCUCUCAGGUCAGUGGAAGCAGCCGGCCAGCUUGGCGUACCAAACCCGACAACCCCAGGGAGACAGUAGCUGCUGCCACAGGGCCACAGAGCCCGGAGCAUCUCCCCACUGCCAUCUACCACCAGCAGCCACUGCCUUUUGCCCUGCAGGGAGCCCAGCCCCAGGUCCUGUGCUUCUCCCCACCCAGCAUGCCUGCCACAGCACCUGCAGGCCCAGCUUCAGUCCCCACAGACCCCUUCCAGCAGCCACAGCCCCAGCAGACCCAGCGCAAGAUGCUCCUGGAUGUGACGACCGGCCAGUACUAUCUGGUGGACACACCAGUACAGCCCAUGACCCGAAGACUGUUUGACCCUGAGACAGGGCAGUAUGUGGAUGUACCCAUGACUUCCCAGCAGCAGGCUGUGGCUCCCAUGUCCCUCCCUGUGCCUCCCUUGGCCCUGAGCCCUGGGGCCUAUGGACCCACCUACAUGAUCUACCCUGGGUUUCUCCCCACGGUGCUGCCUGCCAAUGCCCUGCAGCCCACGCCGAUUGCUCACACUCCAGGGGGAAGCGAGCUCUCCUCCAUGGCAGCAGACCCCCCUGGCAAAGAGGCAACUGCGACAUUCACUGAGGCCCCAUACUUCAUGGCCUCCGGUCAGUCUCCUGCUUCCUCUUCCUCCUCGGCCCCGGCAGCCACGUCCCAGCUUGUGGGGGCCAAAGGCUUCACCCAGCUGCACGGCAAGCCUGUCAUCAGCAUCACUUCGCAACCCCUGGGGCCCAGGAUCAUUGCCCCCCCUUCCUUUGAUGGCACCACCAUGAGCUUUGUGGUAGAACACAGAUGAUGCACCAUCACCAGAAAGCAGAACGGAGCAGCUGCUGGAGCAAGACAGAAGAUGGACUGUUCUAUAAUCGGAAGGUUGCGUCGUAACAACACUAAGAAUUCAGCUGAAAAACUUCCUCUACAUGUGUUAUUCUUAGGUUUUGCUUCUUAUAAACCAAGUGUGUAAGUUUCUAUAUUUUCCUGAACAACCCUGUUAAGACAGUUUGUGUUAUUUUGGUGUUACUAAGCUGAGUGAAUGGUUGCAGUUUUUCCCUGUAAAAGGAUUUCUUUUUAUACUUUAAUACAGAAGACAAACUUUCUCUUCCUCUUUCCCUCCUGUACUCAUGACUAGGCAAACCAUCCCUUCAGCAUUCUCAUAGUUCAAUCAAAACACACGACAGAAUGAGUUUGGUUCUGUUGUAAAGCACACCGGCAGAUCAAUAAUUUGGAUCACAGUUCUUCUUAGAGCUUCUUGGAAUAUGUGAGGAUUAGAUGUCAGAGUUGGAACACAUGUUCGAUUUUAAAUACAAGGGGUCUGCAUUUUGAAUCCUAUACCAGCCAAGCCUAGUCAUUCCCUCGGUUACGUUCUACAUGUUCUUUUAUUGGGUUUAGCAUGAUUUCAAAUGUAAUUGUGAAAACUAGUGGUUUUAACACUCCUUGUUGCCUUCACACAGAAUGGCUUGAAACACUGAAGAGCCAGUGAUUGUGUUUAAAAUUAAGUUCUUAGUCUCAGAAAGGUAUGAAAUACCUCUUUUCCUCUAGGAAUCCAAACUUUGUUAUGAGUGGAUAGCCUUUUUUGGUCUUCCCUCCCUCUGUAGUUGCAUGUUCCUCUCUCACUGAUUGUUUGGAGCCCGAGGAGUGGCCUGUUUGGGGCGGGCGGCAGAGUGGAAUGUACAUUGAUUCAGUGGUCCUGAUUCUCUCCAGCCCCCGCCAUACCGAGAGCACGGACUAGGACUGUAUCACUUGCUCUAUAUGGGCUUACGAUGCAUCGAGAAUCCAAAUCACAGAAUCUUUCAGCGACUUUCAAUACUGCCUCAGUUGUAACUCAGUUCUGAAGGUUAUUUUAGUGAGUGUUCACAGUGAGUCUUGAAGAGCUGAUUGAACAGAUAAAUAUUUAGAUCGUCAUCAUUAAUAAGUGUGUCAACAUAUAUUCAACAAAUGAAACAUUAGAAUAUUUCUUAUUUUUUUUUAAAGAUUUAUUUAUUUAUUUAUUUAUUUGACAGAGAGAGAUCACAUGUAGGCAGAGCGGCAGGCAGAGAGAGAGGGAAGCAGGCUCCCCGCAGAGCAGAGAGCCCGAUGCGGGGCUUGAUCCCAGGACCCUGAGAUCAUGACCUGAGCGGAAGGCAGAGGCCUCAACCCACUGAGCCACCCAGGCGCCCCUAGAAUAUUUCUUAUUUUUAAAGAGAGAAUAACUUGAAGGUUCUCCCAGACUUUCUUUAAGGAAUCUCAUCUUAUCUAUUUAUUUAUUCGAAGACAAGGCAUCCUGGUAAAUGUCUUUUAGAUCCUUAUUUUGAUUUUAAUGAUCAUCAGCCUUUGGUUUCUGCUUAAAAUUUAAAAAAUUUAAAAAACACUUUUUUUCUCAAAACCACUGCAUUUUAUGCUACUCACAACUGAAGAUGUGAGUAAAAACCCAAGACUGGUUUUUGUAUGAUUUAUAUAAUCUCAUUACUUUGUAGUUAGGCUUCCUAUAUCAAUCUCCUUUUGGAAAAAUAACUCGAUUUCACUUUUAGGGCCUUUCUUAAAGGGAUCUUGCUCCAAAAAGAAAUACUGUUGGGUAGAAGAAAAGGGUCGAGGCAGGCGUAGUCAGCUCUGGUCACAAUUCAAUUAAUGCCCUGAUACGUGACGAAAUGAAGUGCAAAAUAUAAAACAGCCUCUGUGCAUAGAUAAGAUGCCCUUGUCCCGUAUUGAGAAAAGCCUUAGUCCUUGGCCACAGAGGUCUUCUCACCUAAGUACAGCAGCAGCUUCACCCCAGAACUGACUUCAUUUUUCAACACCGGAGAGCUCUUACAUCAUCAGCCGUUCCUCAUUUCCUGUAGAGACUGGCUGGGUAUAAGGUCACUUAAUAUUAAACGAAGAAGGUGCGAUCAAUUUCAAAGAUCUCCAACGUGUAAUACUCUAAACAGCACCAUGAAUUCUCAAGUAUUUGAACACAUCUGGCAAAACUGACUGAGGAAUCAGGUGGAGACAGUACCAGAAUUGACAGGACUGUUUUAAAACCAUGUGUGAUUUUUAGGAAAAGGUUGAUCAUGCUCAUAUUGAGGGAUCAUCAUCAGUGAUCAUACUGAGUAGUCAGCUGCCUGCCAGGUCUUCAAAAAGAGACAUUUCUUUCCCUAGCCAAUGGGGUAGAGUUCUUACCUACCAAGGGCCUAGGGAUCCCAGAAGCUAUUUAUCCUUAUUUAUCACCAGCAGAUCUGAGCCUUCAGUUCUCACAUUGAGGUAAACUAGUACAGAAACUAGGAGAAACUAGUAUAGAAAAUACCAGAGAGGCCACAUCCUCUAAGAAGCUGUCGAGGACAUAGGAAAUGUCCAAGGGGUUAAAACUCUAACUUUAAAAAAUAAUAUUCUAGGAAUACCACAUUGUUUAUUGAUAAUUUUAUGGUUCUCUCUUUCAUCAAACCAAAAAAACCAAACAAGCACUGCUGGCCGUUUACUACCUCAAGUGAUGGGGAGGAACAUGUUUAAAGACACAAGGUAAAUCUAAAUCCUUAUUUUCAGUGUUUUAUUAUUUCCUGAGGUUGCCUUGGUAUUUGAAUGAAGUGGUUGUACCCUUCCUAUUUCAAUGGAAGUUAAGUGGAAUAAAAUAAGAGUCUAUGAAGCCUUCUUAUCCAUCAAGCUAUUACCCUGACACUGUCCCUUUAGGUGCUGAACUACGCUUUUAUGUUUUGUAUACACAAGACGACAGAUAACACAUGUAGCGUUUCCUAAAUAGUGCCUCAAACUGGAGUUGAAACAGAAUUGUAGAGUCUGGUUUUUGCCAUUUCCUCUCAAGGUUAUAUGUCAAGGUUACAUGUGCGACUCAGUUUUCCAGAGGAACCGUGGGGCAUUGUCUGCAGAAACCUUGACCCAUGGCCUCUUUCCCCCUGUUGAUUAAAUGGUCAGGUUGAAAUGGACUCUAUUUGAGUUAUUUCUGGUAAACUGAACACAUUUGUAACCCAUAUGAAAACUUUAAUCCACUGGAAUAUCUUUUCUUAAGAGCGCUCUCUGAAAUUGCCCUCAGGAUUAAAUGAAGCCCAAAUAUGCCGUUAGUGACUUUAUAGUCUAUCUGUAUGUCUGUAUAUGUCUUUAUACGUUGGUGUAUAUGCAGCUCUCUACAUACCACUGAGUAAAGAAGCUAAACCAAAUUACACUUGGACAGCUUUAUGACAAAUCUCACAUGUUAGCGCACGUUUCAGAUUCAUUCUUAUAACACUGAGAACUAUCUAGUGAUAUCAAUUUCUUAAUUUCAGAUUUGACUUCAUCAUUCUUGCCUCUUAAAGAGAUAUCAUGCAUUUUAAUGGUUUUCAUACUUCAUAGAAGUGGGAGUCUGUGUUUGCUACAAACUGAAUGCUCAUGCUACCUGAAAUUAUACUUUGGACUGCAGGACAGUGUUAAUUCUUAAGUAGAUUGACUAUAAUCUCAUGAUAAGUAUAUAUAUAUGUGCACAAGAAAACACAUUCAGUAAUAGUCUCUGUGUUUAAAAACUAUCAUGGUAUACAUUUUCCUACGUGGUGCUUGAGGAGUUUCAUUCUACAGUUUACAAGGUGUAGGUUUGCACCCCAAAUUCUCAGGGUAUACUAUUUUACCCAAAUACUUGAAAGAAAAAGGUGCCCUGUAUUUUAUCAGUACUGUUGAGGGGAAAAAUUAUGUGUAGGCUUGUUUUAGAGAACUACUUAUAAAAAUCAAAUUCAUAAACUACGUUAGGCUUUUUCAUAAUUUCUGAGAGGAUAUACAGAUAGCUAUGAUAUAUAUAUUUUCAAGAGACUGUUUCUAUAUUCUUACCUAACUUCUGGGUCCUAAGUAGACCUCACAGGUGCAUAAAAUCAUUAAUAAAGCAUGUAGCAUUUGCUAAGUUGUACUUUGAGUUUGAAUCUAAUCAGAAUAGCAUCCUCUGGUUCUUUGGAAGGAAAGCACAUCCAGCUGAGGCACUUGUGACUACAAGGCCCAGAGGAAGAUUCUGCAAAUUGGACUCAUUUGUAUGCCCCGUGUCUCAGAAGAGAACUGAGGGUUCCCAGCAGUGUUUGUAAGCUGUUAACAUUCUUGUUUCGUGUUGCCACGAAAGCGUAUUAUUAGAUUUAUUCCUAUUUACUUCAAAAUGGUGCAGAACAACAUACACACACACACACACACACACACAUCUAAUUUGAUUUCUUUUUUUAAGUUUCACAAUUGCUUUUUAUAAGCUAUUGUUAAUGGCAGAGUCCUUGCCGGGACCCCUGAAAUUACUUAUCCUACCUGGAUCUCUGUUCUAGCAGGUGGUCCUUUCUUUUUCUCCCUCUUUGAGGUUGUAGAUUUCUAUAUUUACAUGUAAGUCAUAAUAUCGUAUAGUAAAAGGCCGUGGUGGUGGAAAAGAAUGUGAAGACUGUGGAAGUUAGGUCCCAAGCAGAGGAGAGGAAAUCGUGUGGUAAAUGAUGAAAGACAUUGGGUAAUGCCGAAUUGUACCUCUGCCUAUGAAAAAAGCCAGAGGUAAAUGGAAAGAAUGUGAACAUUAAAACUGCUCUCAAGACAGAAGUCUUGGUGGAAAUGUUCCUACCUGAGGUCUGAUUCAAUUAGAAGAUACAGUGAGCUUGGCCAAUGGGACUGUGAAAUCAGCCCAGCAGCUCUGAGAAUUACAUUCUUGGUGUAUUGCUGAAGGAGAAAACUACUUAGACAAGGACUCUGUGAGACUGGCCUACUUACCUUUAACUGCGGCAUUCAUAAGUGAUUGUGCAAUCUUCUGUAAUGGUCUUUUAUUUUGACUCUUUGGGAAAAAAAAAUGUUUUGUUGUUGUUGUUUUUCCAGUAAAAGCAACUACAAAGAAAA
This is a messenger RNA of Lutra lutra (Eurasian river otter), 10527 nucleotides long. RefSeq names its product chromosome 2 C4orf54 homolog (gene C2H4orf54). The transcript has 3 exons. The coding region runs from base 44 to 5551 and encodes 1835 amino acids. NCBI's taxonomy places the organism in Eukaryota, Metazoa, Chordata, Mammalia, Carnivora, Mustelidae. The record is from RefSeq and is a predicted model, not a curated record.